AUGGAGCCUCCAAACAUACAAAGUCACCUUCAAUCAAAUACCGAAGGACAUGGUCAGCUUGAAGACUACUCAGACCACACUCCAAUGCUCCAUCAAAAAACAUUCCAACCUUCUUUCGUUCCUUAUGUUCCUCACAAGUCUUUAUCAUCGACUUCUUCCUUUGCUGAAUCCUCACAAUCCCUACCCUCACUAGAUAACCAUGCUUCACCUCAACGUUCGUCCUUUGAGUCUACUUUAGAUGAUGAAACUGAUUUACUUGAUGAAUAUGAGAUGAAAUUGCUCUAUGAGGCUCAGAUACAAGAUGAGCAAGGGAAUAUUCUGAGGACACAAAAAAUGAGAGCAAAAGAUAUAUAUAAGCUAAACGAAGGUGAAAAGGUUUUGGUUCAUCUCAACGAAAAUGACCAACCAGUCAAAGCAUCAGGGGGACUAUGCACUCGUUUCAUGACCUUACUUUUAAAACAACCUAACUUGUGUCCUAUUGAAGCAAGAAACUGGGAAGAAGUAAAAACAGGAUGUGGUGUUAGGCUUCUAGGAGAACUGCGGGCAAAAUUUUGUAUACCUCAAGGAGAAAAUAUAGAUAAGGUCCUUCUCAAACACUUUAAUGAAAGGUACAGGUCUCUCAAACAUAGGAGAAAGGAGAAUUUAUUUAGGUUGGUUGCAACGAGACUCGAUGAGGCUAAUAACAUUGGAGGAGAUAAUGUACAAGCGGUUGAGUAUACGAAAGAACAAAUUCUACAUGCACUUGAUUUGGUUGAACCACCUCCCAAUACUUUUGACUACCAAUGGGAAUUGUAUAAAAGCCACCUUAGAUCAGAAGAUUCACAGAAAUUAUCUGAAAAUGGAAAGAAGGCAAGGGGUGAGCAUCUUCAUAGCCGUGCAACUGGGGCCAAGAGUUUUGCACGACUAAGGGAUGAAUUUAAACUAAAGCAUAAAAGAGAUGCUAAACCAUUGGAGAUGUUUGAAAUGGCUUAUCAAACAAAAGAAGGGAAAUACAUUAAAGAUGCAUCUAGAGAAUUUAUGGAUCGAGCAAAUGAAGAAGUUUCGAAGAAAGUUUUAGAGCACGGUGGUUCUGAAUGUGUUGAUAUCCAUGAAAGGGUUGUCAUUGAGAGAGAAGUUAUGACUGAGCUUAGGGGUCCCGAUAGGCCUGGACGAGCCCGUCUUUGGGGAGCUGGAGUAACAAAAUCACAAGUAACAAGUUUUAGCAUUGAACUUAGAAGAAUGAGAGGAGAAAACUGCUCGAGAUAAGCAAAUUCAAGUCUUGAAUAAAGCCGUUGAUGACUUUAGAGCGGAGCUUCGGCUUUUCCAGAGUACAUUCCAAGACAAUUACGGGGAUUUUACAUCUAGGGCGCGUAUUUCAAGUGAAGAUGCAUCCCGAGUACAGCUUCCAAGGGCGCAUCAGACAAACAUCCACCGAAGUUUUUAAUUUGCCGGGAUCUUCAGUAGGUGCGAGAAAGUUAUAUCUCAACUCAAAGAUCUACUAGUUUGCAAUGAGGAUUAACACUAGUUGAAACUUAGUCUGUUUAGUUUAUGAAUAAAUGAGAAUCUCAUUUCUAUAAUUUCUGGUGUACAUCAUUAAAGUAGUUAGCUAUUAUUUGAAUUAUUGUACA
Molecule: messenger RNA, 1607 nt
Organism: Erigeron canadensis
Lineage: Eukaryota; Viridiplantae; Streptophyta; Magnoliopsida; Asterales; Asteraceae
Exons: 7
Coding region: 1-1245 (414 amino acids)
Source: RefSeq, a predicted model, not a curated record